Messenger RNA from Mucor mucedo, 689 nucleotides. Its product is annotated as ribonuclease H2, subunit C. Bases 112 to 513 code for a protein of 133 amino acids. Gene Ontology annotation, cellular component: ribonuclease H2 complex. The record is from RefSeq and is a predicted model, not a curated record. Lineage: Eukaryota; Fungi; Mucoromycota; Mucoromycetes; Mucorales; Mucoraceae. Gene Ontology annotation, biological process: RNA catabolic process. The transcript has 2 exons.
AUGCAUCAAGUCCGAUUUUAUCAAUCACGGAUGUUUAUUGCAGUCACAUAAACAUUGCUCCUUUUUAGCCAGCAAAAAAAAAAAGAAGGAAAAAAAAGCCAUAUUGUCCUGAUGAGCAACACUGGCAUUCAUUUAUUCCCUUUCGGCAUUGAUCGUGAAGGUCCCAUUAACACCAAGGAGUACUUUAGUGUUGAGAAAAAUAAUGAUCAGCUUGAAACAAUCAUGUUGGGUAGAAAAUUAAUAGGAACGCCUGUUCAAUUGACCAACAAUACAAUUGGAAACGUUUGGGAGAAGAAACUUUCUGACGACUACGACGAUAUCAACAAUGAGGAUGAUGAGACAGAGGAAAAAUCCACUUGGAUCAAAUCUGAUAAAACCAUCGAAGAAUUCGUUUUGUGGAAAAAGGAUACGGCACCAAACCCACAGGAUCCUAGAAUCAAUAGUCUUCAUAGUUGGCUGGAUAUUUCACAAACGAUCCAUGAGCCCAUUCCUUUACCCACAACCAGCGUAUAAAUAUGUCAACUAUUUUUUAUUAUUACUACUACUUAUGCAGUUGUGGAAUAUUUAUCAAGUCGAAUAUCCAAAUGACGUCCACCAUACACAUAACCAUGGAAUUUUUCUAAAGGUUGCAUCAAUAUAAAUAAAUAUCUCUUUCAUUACACACUUACCAAUCGCCCUCUCACAAGUCA